Penicillium salamii is the source of this 2100-nucleotide messenger RNA. The record is from the annotation of a GenBank genome assembly. Lineage: Eukaryota; Fungi; Ascomycota; Eurotiomycetes; Eurotiales; Aspergillaceae.
AUGUCGGAAAAACCCCGAAAGCUCCAACGCGUCUCCAAAGCCUGUAAGUCCUUCCCCGCGCUCAAUUCCCAUACUCCACUCGCGCUUAGCGGCAAUUCGUCCCCAUGCGACAGCUCAGAGCUCGCGGCUCACGCGCAUCCAGGCGACUUCUGCAACAGGCGCAGCAUCAAAUGUGGCAGAAGUGAAGACACGCUAGGCAGGUGCCAGAAUUGCGCGGAUUUUGACGUCCCGUGCACCUUCGAUCGCCCCGCCAAACGUCGGGGCGUCAAGGCUGGCAGCAGGGCACCGGGCCGCGAGACGCCGUUGGUCAAGACCCCUGUCACUGAGAAUGUUACUCCCGUGCCGCUUGCUGCGCCGGCUACAGGAAGAACAUCCAACUCCUCCGCGUCCAGGAGCUCCUAUUACCCUGAAUCGGUCCAUCGGCCGUCGUUGACGGGAGACCCGUGGUCGGCGUUCAACGCCGGCGGGGUCGCAACAGAGGGGUAUGAUGAUGAUGCUGCGCUGCGCAACUCAUGGAAUGCUUUUGCCAUUGCCAGUGAUCGUCAAGUCCGUAAUCUUGUCCAGGUAUACUUCGAGAUUGUCUACCCUAUAUUCCCCCUCUUCCACAAACAAUCCUUCAUCGAGAGAGUACACAAUCAAGAGCAUCUACGAAAUCCUGGACUCUUUGCAUCCACAAUGGCCGUCUGUGCGUUGGUUUCGGGCCGUGCUCGAGACGGCGCCUUGUUCACAAAUAGGUGGCAUCGCGACGAGCUUGCAGAACCUCCAUCGGAGACAUUUUACGCAGCGGCGAAAGACUCUAUUCCCCGAGACCUUGCGGCCGCAAAGGGUAUAAACUAUAUGCGUGCAUGCGCCAUCCUUGCCAUCGCCAGUAUCCAAAAUGGCCAGCCGAAGAACAUGCAGAAGUUCUCGGGUAUGUAUCAUACACUUACCAGUAUGGAGGGACUUCAUGAUGAAAAGCUUUGGCCGAAACACCUUACUCCAAUCGAAAUCGAAGAACGACGGAGACUGUUUUGGUCGAUAUAUACAUUAGACAUAUAUUCCACAAUUGUGUGGGGAGGUGUGAUUCGAUAUCGCGAAGCACACUCGCUGGUACGAUAUCCUAGCGAGGUUGAUGAUGAGUUCAUCACUCCUCAAGGCUAUGGACUUCCGCCUGUGUCUCCAGCAUCUAGUGUGCUGAGCCCGGGUGACGUGACUAUCGUUUCAAGACAACCCGUCGCAUGGCUUCGAGGGUGGAAUUUCACAACAGAUCUUUAUCGCAUACUCGAGCAUGUGGUCGAUGCAAAUAAGCGUCGACAUUCUUCGGCCAAUGGCACCUCACAGGUCUGGUCUCUGUUCACCCCAGCCUCAAUGUCAGAACCGGCAGUCAUGGAACGAGUUCUUUCCAUGUAUGCUGCCUUACCCUCGCAGUUCAAGGAAACUCCGCCUACUACCGGUGACAUGGCCAGGGAUCUGUUUGGAUUCCAGUCCGCCAAUAUCCAAGCGACAUUACAACUCCUUCGCAUGAUGCUCUUAUCAGCAGAAGAACUCGGAGUGGACCGCAAAUGUGACGUGGCUAGGGAAUUGCUCAGUGUCUUUAGUAAUGUCCCAGUGGAGUAUCUGAAGGCCAUCAGUUCCCCUCUGCUCCACCAUCUUGGCGGAAUAGGCUACAUCCUCGGCUCUGUCAUGGAAGGAAGUUUAUCAGAAUCAUCCUACCAACGCGUUCGCACAUUACUUCUGGAAAUGGCCGAUCUCCUCGGCCGUCUGGAAACAGGCCUACAGCGCGCAUCAGGCGCCAGCGAACGCCUCCGUUCCCAAGUCGACCGAAUAGACGGAUACAUACGAACAUCUCGGCUGUUGAAUCUGGGUGCCGGCCACCUACCCCCACACCCUAAUGCUGUUCCUGUCGAUGUAAAAUCCGAAAUGCGCAUCCCGCCCCCGACCACUUAUAUCCCACCCAGUGGUCCGCCGAGUGGAGGUCUGCAUACCGGGCCGAGUCCGGUCGUUGGACCAACCGGUGAGCAGAUAAUGCAGUUCCAACUACCGCCAGAGUUGUUGUCGGAUUGGCCGUGGCCUUUGGAUGGUGCUCAUUCGGAGGGGUUUUUGCCUUUGGCUUUUGAAUAA